Messenger RNA from Bombus huntii, 1642 nucleotides. Its product is annotated as beta-1,3-glucan-binding protein 1-like. The record is from RefSeq and is a predicted model, not a curated record. Lineage: Eukaryota; Metazoa; Arthropoda; Insecta; Hymenoptera; Apidae. Gene Ontology annotation, biological process: carbohydrate metabolic process. The transcript has 8 exons. Gene Ontology annotation, molecular function: hydrolase activity, hydrolyzing O-glycosyl compounds; carbohydrate binding. The coding region runs from base 165 to 1595 and encodes 476 amino acids.
UCCGUGAAAGAGUGGAAGAUCAUUUCCGAGAUGGGAAGCUUCAUAGAGAUAAAUAUACGUUAUGCAUAUGUAUUUAUAUAAAAACCUGUUUCUAAUAAAACGCCACAGCAGCGUUCUACUCCUCAGUAUCGCUUGUACCGGCAGUAUCAUCGAACGUGGUCAUCAUGAGCGUUCUCGGAACGAAGUGGCUACUUCUUAAUGCCAUUUUAUUGUUUAACGUAGUAAUUCAAGAAAAUUCAGCACAAUAUAUUCCUCCAGCAGCGAGCGUAGAACCUCUUUAUCCAAAAGGAUUACGGAUGUCUAUUCCAGAUGAGGAUGGUAUUAGUUUGGUCGCAUUUCACGUAAAAUUUAACGACGAUUUCUACAGCCUUGAAGCGGGUACUAUUGCCAUUGACAUCAUAAAAAAAAGAAAUGGCCGUUGGACAUAUGAAGAUAGAAGCACGAGAUUAAAACGAGGCGACAAGAUUUAUUAUUGGCUCCAUGUCGUUUACGAAGGUCUUGGUUAUAAUUUACUUAACCAAGAGUACGAAGUCAAAGAAUUUUACAAUUACGAUGGAACUCCAGUGGACGGAGGUACCGCAGAUAACAUCACCUGUUCGACACCAUCGCAGACUAAAAUCUUUGAAGGUAGUUCGAUAAAUCAGCAGACGAAAGGAAAAACUAUCUGUCCAGGACAAACGAUCUUCGAAGAAAAUUUCGAUUUUCUUAAUACGAAUCUUUGGACGAACCUCGAGCGUUUUUCUGGCAUUCCGAAUUAUGAAUUUGUCGUAUACAUGAAGAAUAGCGACAACGUGGAAGUCAAAGAUGGUAUUUUGCAUAUUAAACCAACCUUCACCAAUGAUAAGUUUGGUCCCAACUUCGUUACAAACGGAAAUCUGACUUUGACGAGCUGUACAGGCGUAGCUAAUACCGAUGAUUGCAAACGGAAUGCAUUUGCAGCGUACAUUUUACCGCCUGUUAUAUCAGGACGAUUAAAUACCAAGUCAUCGUUCGCUUUCCAGCACGGACGCAUUCAAAUCCGUGCCAAAUUGCCUCGUGGUGACUGGUUAUAUCCUUUACUCACUCUAGAGAACAUAAACGAAAGUACACCAAAUUCGCCGCUCCAUUCUGACAUCAUAGUGGCUCAUUCAAACGGAAAUCCAUUCCUCAAAACGCGAAGAGGAGACGACAUUAGCGGGCACAUUCUCGUAGCUGGAGCUCAUGCGACGACCAUAAACCAACAUUCUCCACGUGAUAAUCGACUCAUGCUUCCUAAAAAGACUUCGACGAAAUUAUGGUCAGAUGAUUAUCAUGUGUACGAUUUGGAAUGGAAAAGCGAUCGAAUCACGCUCAAGGUUGAUGAAGAACAGUAUGGCGAUCAAGAAGUUCCACCAAGUUUGUUCAAUAAUCCGGCUUAUAUAAACAUCGGUCUAGCCGUAGGAGGUCACUUGGUCUUCCCAGACGGCUGCAUCAGCAGCGAGUACGCAAAGCCCUGGAGAGACGUCGAAUCGAAGGCACUCCUCAAUUUCUAUACAGCAGCAAACAAAUGGCAAGCAACCUGGAGGAACAGUGACACCGGUCUUCAUAUAGACUACAUUAAAAUCCUGGCUGUCUGAUUCCAUUUUUCACUUUGAUUGAGAAACACAUUUAAUCACUCCUUUCU